Cetraspora pellucida is the source of this 230-nucleotide messenger RNA. Lineage: Eukaryota; Fungi; Glomeromycota; Glomeromycetes; Diversisporales; Gigasporaceae. The record is from the annotation of a GenBank genome assembly.
UUGUUAUGUUUGCUACUUUUUUAAGUGUUAUGUUUUUUGCUUCUUUUGGAGUUAUGCUUACUAUUUUUUCAAAUGUUAUAUCUGCUGCCUCUUUGAAUAUUAUAUUUUCUACUUCUCUAGACUUUAUAUCUGUUAUCUCUUCAAAUUUCAAGCCUGUAUCUUUGGCUUUUGUAAAUGCUACUUCUUUAGUUAUUACAUUAACUUUAAAUCUUUUGCCAAAUAAAAAGUAA